This is a messenger RNA of Oikopleura dioica, 2103 nucleotides long. The record is from the annotation of a GenBank genome assembly. Lineage: Eukaryota; Metazoa; Chordata; Appendicularia; Copelata; Oikopleuridae.
AUGGAGAAUACGAAGGCACUCUUAGAGACUAAAGAUGUCGAAGAGCAGACGCAAAAGGUCAAGGCAGAUCUUCAAACCCACAUUUCUCUUCUUGAGAAAAUGGAGAAUUCGGGAGAAAGCGCAAUUGAUAAACCCGCAGAGUUUCAGAUUGCCUUGAAUGUGGUCGAUUCACUCGAAGAAAAAUACAAAGAUCUUCCAGAGUUCACUUCACUCAAAGAAAAGAUCGAAGUUCUUCGUUUUCCAGAAGGCACGAAAGACCUAACCUCAUCAGUCGAAGCUAAACUUUCCGAUUCCGAAGCGCAACUAGCCACCACAGAAGUGAAAGCAGUCUCUCUCAGUGGUACGACAAUUGAAGAAGCAAAAGCUGCGGUUACUCAGGUCUACACUGAUCUUGUGAUGGUCAAAAACGAUCUCGAGCAGUUGAUGUCAACCAAACGAAAGCUUAAUGAGCAUGGGUUUAUCGAUAAAGACACCGAGUUCUCCUUGUCAUUUGUGGCACUUAGAGAGCGAUUCAAUAAUAUCGGAAAACGAAUCACGGAUUCUAAAGUGGCCCUUUCGAAAUCGGCACUACAAGUUCAAAAGCUCAAGCGGGCAGUUGAAGAUACUGACCAGUGGGCUCAGAAAGUGCUCGCCCAGUCUGUCGAGCAGUACCCAAUGACUGAUAGAUUAAGGAAGGAGAGUGACGCUGAGAUCCGAAAGCGAGAAGUUCUCGAAGUCACUAAAGAUUGUGUCAAUAAACUCCAAGCAAAUCUCGGUGCUGAUUGCAGUCAACUUAUUGCAGAUGUUCACCAAGGUUUUGAUUCAAUCGAGACUCUCGUCAGGGCUCUCCGAAAUGAAGAGUUCGAGUCUGAUGCAUCAUCGGUGAGUAGCUCGUCGUCAAGCUCAGAGUCAUCGGUUGUAUCGGAUCAAAUGAGCAAAACCAAACGAUCGAUUGAGAACAGAACCAAUAUAUUCAAAAACCUUGUGGACAGUUGGAAAAAGCUGGAGUAUGAAUUUUUCUUGGUUGAAGAACGCUGUAACAAGAUCAAAAUUAUGCUGAUUGACGAUGACAUAAGUAAAAAUGAUCAAAUAGAGGUUAUCGGCGCCCCUGUCAUCAACGCAGAGCUUAACUCGAUUCCAGAGAUGAUAAACAUCUUCCUAGACGGCAAUAAUGAGGUCCAAAAGCGAGAAAUUCUUGAAGCCACAGAAAAUUGCGCCAGAAAUCUCCAGGUGAAACUGGGCGCUGAUUUUACUCAACUUGUUGAAGAUGUUCAAAAGUGUUUGGACUCAAAUGAGACGUUAGUCAAGGCUCUUAGAAAGGAAGAGUUUCAGUCUGAUGCAUCUUCGUUGAGUAGCUCGCCGUCAAGCUCCGAUUCGUCAAGUUCAAGUUCAAGCUCAGAAUCGGAGGCAACUGCAUCCUCAAACUCUUGGAGCCCAGGUGGCGAUACAAGUUCAAUCUCUGAAUCAGGAGCCGAUAAUUUCGGUUUUGAUAUGAGAAGAGAAGAUAGAAAGAGCGAAGAGAUCGAUCAGUGGGUAGAGAGUAGUGCGCAAAUGGUACACAACGCAGAAUCACUUAGAGAGAUCCACACCAUCAACGGAAAAAUCAAUCAAUUUGGAAAUGAUAUUGACGGGAACAACAGUGAUCAAGAGAAACUUAUUCCGCUCGAUGAUCUCGUCUGUGAUCGAGUCAAGUCACUUUCAGAGACAAAAUAUGACGGAGAACAGACGCAAAAAGUCAAGACAGAUCUUCCAACCCACACUUCUCUUCUCGAGAAAAUGGAUAGUUUGGUUGAAACCGCAAUAAAUAAGCCCGCAGAUUUCGAGGCUGCUUUGAAUGCAGUCGACUCACCAGAAGAAAAAUAUAGGGGAGAAGGGACAAACGACCAAACAUCAUCAGUUACGUUGAUUACGGAGGUGCGAGACAUGACAAGUUCAGGUUCUUCCGAUGAUUCUCCGAAGCAAGAAGAACAUACCGGCGAUGACUCCACCACUGUUCGACUCGAAUCGAGAAAGAAUCCAGAUAAUGAUGCCAGAAGAAAUAUUCGAAUCAUGUUUGCGCUUGCUAUUGUUGUCCCUUUAGUUGGAUAUUUGAUACUGUCGGCGAAAAAUCGCGUAAAGCUUUGA